Messenger RNA from Anopheles coustani, 2155 nucleotides. RefSeq lists its product as uncharacterized. Lineage: Eukaryota; Metazoa; Arthropoda; Insecta; Diptera; Culicidae. The coding region runs from base 115 to 1275 and encodes 386 amino acids. The transcript is spliced from 2 exons. The record is from RefSeq and is a predicted model, not a curated record.
CACAAGUGAAACGCAGCGCUUACUGGAAUCACAGCUUCGGUUGGAGAAAUGCAAAAACGUCACCGUGCCCGGUGUACGACGGAAUAAAGAGUAAUCGUAUGUAAAAAGUGAGAAAUGCAUCGCUCGUCGGUGGUGUGUGUGCUGUGCUGGUGCAUGUGCAUUGGGGGCCUGCUGGUGGGCGUCGUUGGCAGCAACGAUGCAACGCACCCCGCUGCUUCUGCCCAACCGAGCCCCAAUGUCAACACGACCGUUUCGAAGGUGAUCGAUGCGAUGCUGGCGGACGGACACAGGAUGGCAAGCGACGGUCUGGCCAUUCCGAUUCCGGAACACCAUCACGACAAGGCGCAGCGCAUCGUGCCGCGGAAGGGCGUGGACAACGACGGCAGUCCGAGCGUGGUGGGCUCUUCUCGGCUGAUGAUGAAGAACCCCCCGGUUCCCGCCUCCACCAGUCAGUCGGCCAGCGUGGUCGCCUCGGACGAGAAACCGACCGUCACGUCGACGGAGGUGCCCGCGGUUGCGGUGUCGAAACUGGCACAUUCGGACAGUAACGCAACACGUGGAGGGGUGAACAACGAUGUGGCAACGAACAGCAGCGCCAGCACCGUCCACUCGCAAUCGCCGUUGCCCUUGGCAAACGCCACGAAAACAUCCGCCUCGAGUGCAACCGCUGGCGCCAGUACAUCAUCAUCAUCAUCAUCGUCAUCGUCAUCGUCAUCGACAAGUGCGAUAGCAGUGUCAUCGAGUACGGCUGCACCACCACAAUCAAAGGCAGCCGUAACAGUCGGAGGGGUAAACACUACGCGAUCUGCAAACAGCACCUCGUCGGGAAGUACGCUGACGACAGCGUCAACCAUCAGCACCACCUCCUCGACAACGUCUUCGACGACGACGACGACGACUACGACGACCAGUACCACCACCACCAAGCCUCCCACGAAGCCAAAAGUCACGUACUCGGUAGAGGACGAACCGAAACUGCUCCAAGCGGCCAAACCGGGCUACUCGUCGCCGUACGAUCCGGUCGACAGCAGCGGGCGCUUACGUGUGGACGAACCGCUCGCACAAUUCUCCAAGGAGUACAUUCCGUCCGAGUUCGGCGGCCGGGACGCGCCCAACAGCCGCCGGGAGUACGUCGUCCCGAUCGUGACACUCAUCUUCGCCAUCCCGCUCCUGCUCGGACUGUUCCUGCUGUCCUACCGGCGCGCCAAGGAGUUCUGGCUGACGCGCCACUAUCGCCGCAUGGACUUUCUCAUCGAUGGCAUGUAUAACUACUAGGAAACAUACAUACACACACACACACACACUGAAAUAAUCUCAGCUAGCGAAUAUCGUCCCCCAAAUGUUAAUUACCGCGACUGAAGUGCCUUCUUAUUACACACAAAAAAACACACCCACACACAAACGAACGCAGGUGGAGUGCAUUACUCCGGGCAUUACUCGUCCCUAGGCUGCUGCGUACACACAUCCUUCAAGCAAUCCCCCCUCGUAACACCUAACUAACGUAACUUUGGUUGCUUACGCUCAUAUCACCAGUUCCCCGUUAUAGUUUUCUAAUAUUUGUACCAGUUUUUUGACCCAUUUACUAAACAUUUACCGCGGCCGCAGUCCACCAACCGAAAGCAUUGUGAUAUAAAAUCGGUUUGCAGCAAGAAUUCUCUACAUGCUUUGAAUCUACGAUAUGUUUAUCUAACAUACUCAAACCUUUUUCUUGUGCGUUGCAUUCCAUAGCACUGUUAUAUGUAUUUUUCUUUUCAAAAAAAAAAAAAAACAUUAGAGUAGGAGUCGCUCAAAAGAUUAGAAAUCAAUGCAGAAAUAUCCAAUCGAUCCAAAUCGAUACUCCGUCACAUCUGUAUUGUAAAGGUAAACUGUUCCCGGCCGUAGCGAACACUUAAAACUUGGCCAAAAUUAGUACACCCUCCCCCCUACCCAUGUGCCCCUCUAGCUAAACAAAUUUAUCGAAAAAAAAACUAAACAUGAAAAUAUAACCGCAAAUGUCUAGUCUAACUACGCACUAAAGCGGUGAAACUAAAUAAUAGGUAUAUAUAGAGCAACACUAAAAGAGGGGGAAAAUUAAAAAAAAAACAAGGUGAUUCCAAAUUUAUCUCGCUUCUUCCUGUCCGGCGAGACAGCGUUUGGCCGCGAUUUAGUAAUUGAC